AUGCGUAUGUAUCUACAUGAUUUGCUUGUUGAAAGAUCUAGUUAUGCUUUAAAAGAUGAAAACCCUAAGUAUUAAGCUAUUCUAAGUUAAGAUUCCCUUCAAUAAACGAAGAUAUAAAGGUUGUUUGUUUGGUUCGUAAAAGGCGUUCUCAUGAGGAGGAGAAAUUGCAUUUAGAAUAGGUAUUCGUUUGAUUAUAAAAAUGAUAAGAAAUUACUUUCUAAGAUUUGUAUCAUUGAUUAAGAUGAUAUCUUCGAUAAAUUUUGCUUACAAGGGUCAUUAGAAGAAAUUAUAAACUUGUUAAUUGAAUGUUCCAACGGAUUAGCAUUUUCUUCUUAGCCAAAGGUGACACUAAACACAAUAGCCAAAUAAUAUAUUGUUAACGAUGCUAUUUGGUUUAAUCCUAAAACAUUUUAGACAUGUGCUGGUUGGGUAAUAAAUGAGUUUGAAAAAGCCAUAGCUUUGAUGUAAGAUUUAUUAGCAAUUUAGAUUUUAUUAAAGUCAACAAGGGAAUUAAAUGGAUAACUAUCCAAUUUAAAACGACGAUCUUAAAACAUUUUGGAUGAACAAUGUUGAUUUUAAAUGUAAAAUCCUUCAUUAAAUACCUUAAAUAUGCAAAGAAUUUAAGAAUGCUCCUAAAAAGAAAAAUACAAAAUAGGAAGAUAUAUUAUGGGCAUAAUUAAUAAUGAGAAAACCAUAGUUGCAAGAGGAGGGAUAAAAUGAUAAAAAUACUCUCAUUUUAUAAUAAUAAUAAUAAAUAAACGAAGAAGAAAUUAAUUAAUUAUUUGAAAAUAACAAUUUUGAUGGUAUUUACUGUCUACCUUUAGAAAAAUUUGCCCUGCUUCAAUCCUUUUGUGAAAAAAGAAUUUUACGAAUGGUAAGGGAUUAAUUUAAAGAGAAGUUGGUAAAAGAUCUUUAAGAAAUAGAGUGUAAGGAAAAAAAGAAAGGCAUAGAUUAAAAAAAGAAAUCUAAAAAGCAGAAAAAGUAAAAAAAUAAAAACGAAAAGGAUUCUUAACAAAAUCUGAUAUCUAAAGAUAAUUGUAAUAGUUUUGAAAUGAUUGAUAAAUAAGAUUCAACUUAAGAUGAUGUUCAUUGUACUGAAUGUGAAUGCAUUAGACAUUCAAAGUAUGAUAUAUUUUAACUUUAAGUCCUUACUCAGAUAAUAAACAAUUUGAUUCUUUAACGGCUCAUCUAGAUAAAUAAGAUACUAAUUAAAUUGUGCCAUCCAAAAUAACAGAAAUCAUUUAAGAUGUGGAUCUCAACCAAAAUGAAUAAAAUGCAUAAAAUGAUGAUGAAGAUAAUUGGGUUCUCAUAACAGGGCCAAAAAAACAAAAAAAGAAACCCUAAAGAAAAUUUGCUAGUUCUUAAGAUCUCCAAAUCGAAGAGUCUAAAUAAUUUAAUUAAUCUAACAAAAUUAUAUCAACUUAAAAGCAAAAAUCGAUAUAAACUAACCAGUUUAAUCAUUAACAAAUUGAUACAUAAGUUUUAAGUAAAGAUAAGCAGUCCUUUUCUAAUAGAAAUAGUUUAUAAUAAAUUACGUAGAAUAAAUUUUCUUAAUAAACUUUGACUCCUCAAAAAAAUGAGUCAAAAUCUUCAGAAUCAGUGAUUUUAGAUAUUAAAAAAUAAAAUAAAUCUUUAGAUAAUCCAAUUAUGCAUAGAGUAGAUGACAAUAUUUUAAUUAAGCCACUAUAACAAAUAAUCAAAAUAUAGGAGCUAAGUCUUUGUUUAGAUGAAUCAGUGUUAGAUAGUUGUGAUUAAGAUAAUAAUCAAACUUAGUAUAAAGAACUUUAUUAAACUAACAAUAUUGAAGAUAUCGAUACAAUUAUUAUGAAUUAAGCUAGAACAUUGAUGAUAAAGAAACUUGAUAUGGAUAUCAGAGAGUUUAAUGAUUUAAUUUUAAAUUAAAAUUAGGAAAUACUUUAAAUGAGAAGGUUAAUAUAUGAUAGAAUAUAAUUUGUAAUUAAUUCACUUUUUAGAGGUUAGAUAAUUAUAUAUAUAAAAAUAGAAUACAAUGCUACUGUCCGUCUAUUUGGAUCCUGUGCUACUGGCUUAGCCCUUCCUGAAAGCGACAUUGAUAUUGGAGUCACAGGAUUUGAAUUACUUCCAUCAAAUCAAUUAAAUGGACCUAUCUAAAAGAUUAUAGAAUUUUUAUAAAACAUGAAAUGGGUCAAAAAUAUAAGGUAUCAUUAAAUCUGAAAUCCUAAGGGCUAUCACUACUUCAAAUAUGCCUUUGAUUAAACUUCAAGUUGAUCCAACAAUCUCCUUUGUAGAUUCCUCUCAUAAAAUCCUAUUACCUUAAAUUGAUUUAAUUCCAAAGUAUUAAAUAGAAUUAUUUUAUAGUUAUGAUAAAGAUAGUCCUUCACGUAUAUUUAGCGUAGAUAUAAGCUUUUUUUAAUAUCAAGGAUCAAAAUAAAAUUGGCAUCUAGGGUAAAUCUCAACAGAAUAAACUCUAUAAUGGUUGUCAUUUUAUAGCGAAUUAAGGCCAAUCGUGUUGCUAUUCAAAAGUUUAUUAAAAAAGAGAGGAUUAAAUGAUUAGUACAAAGGAGGAAUUUCUUCGUUCUGCAUAAUUUAAAUGGUCUUAGCAUUUUUGGAGAGUUGCUAUCAUUAAAAUUAAGCCUCCUCUAUUGGAUUUACUACUUAUAAAUUCUUAUAAUUUUAUGGAAUGUAAUUUGACACCACAAAAACAGGGAUCAAUUAUAAAGGGAUUAAUUAAUAGUAAAGAUCUAACUUAAUCUAGUCCUUUUUUCGAAUUGGAUGAAGAAGAUAAUUAAUUAUAAAUUACUAUAGUCUCUCCAAUCACAAAUGAAGUAAUCAGUCAAGCUAGUUCAUUCGUUUAAACUAUAUUACAAGAUAUAAGAACUCUCUUUUUGGCAGCAGAAAAUGAAGUGACCUUCUUUUAUGAAAAGUUAAAAUAUAAUAAAAAGAAGAAAGGGAAAAAGGAAGAAAGAAAUUUAUUCCAAAAAGAACUUAAUAAAUUUGGUCCUCUUUUCAGUAUUUCAACAUAUAAUAAAGCUUGA
Molecule: messenger RNA, 3014 nt
Organism: Paramecium octaurelia
Lineage: Eukaryota; Ciliophora; Oligohymenophorea; Peniculida; Parameciidae
Source: the annotation of a GenBank genome assembly